AGAAUAAAUUAAGUGACGUCACGCAGUGUAGCCACCGGCGCGCCUUCUGGAGAGCGAAACGAUCAACCGCUGUGUUCACAUCAACAAGAGUGAAAUUGUGAAACGCCAUGGCUGCAGAUGAUAUAGGACAGUUAGCCGAUGCGCUGUCCAGGACCCACGUCGGAGAUGGAGAAUUGAGCUACCAAGGCCGAGGACUGAAGCUUGACAACGCAGAGUCAGUGGCAGGCUUGGUGACAGAGAUCGCUCAGUACCAGGGACUACGUGCCCUGCGUUUGGAAGGGAACACCAUUGGAGUGGAGGCGGCACAAGCCAUCGCCAAAGCCCUUGAAGACAAAGACCAACUUCAGAAAUGCCAUUGGAGCGAUAUGUUUACCGGAAGGCUGCGUGCUGAGAUCCCGACAGCGCUGCGGUCCCUGGGCAGUGCCAUCACGAGUGCAGGGGCCCGCCUCUCAGAGCUGGACCUGAGCGACAACGCCUUCGGGCCGGACGGAGUGAAGGGCAUCGAGCAGCUGCUAAUGAGCUCCUCCUGCCACUCACUGAAGGUGCUCCGCCUCAACAACUGUGGCAUGGGCAUCGGAGGGGGCAAGAUCCUGGCAGAGGCUCUGACUGAGUGCCACAGACGUUCUUCAGCCCUGGGUGCUCCACUCAGGCUCCGGGUGUUUAUCGCUGGGAGGAAUCGCCUGGAGAACGAAGGAGCCAGUGCCCUGGCUAAGGCCUUUAAGCUGCUGGGCAGCCUGGAGGAGUUGCAUGUGCCCCAGAACGGCAUCAACCACCCUGGCAUCAGAGCGCUGGCUUCGGCCAUGCAGCACAACCCCCACCUCCGCGUGCUCAACCUCAACGACAACACCUUCACCAAGAGAGGGGCUCUGGCCAUGGCACAGGCUCUGAGGCAUCUGAAGAACAUCCAGGUGAUCAACUUCGGCGACUGUCUGGUCCGCACAGAGGGAGCCAUGGCCCUGUCCGCCGUCCUGAGGGAGGGGCUGCCCAUCCUCAAGGAGCUGAACCUGUCCUUUGGAGAGAUCACCGAGCCUGCAGCUCUGCUGCUGGCCCAGGCGGUGCUGAACAAGCCCCAGAUGGAGAAGGUGGAUCUCAACGGGAACUGUCUUGGAGAGGAGGGAUGCGAAGCGCUGAGGGAAGCCAUGGAGGUCAUGGACAAAGCGGACAUGUUGGCAUCGCUCAGCGACGAUGAAGGAGAACCCGAUGACGAGGAUGACAAUGAGGAUGACGAUGAUGAUAAUGAGACUGAUGAAGAUGACAACGAGACUUUUGAAGAUGAGGAGAAGGAGAAUCUGGAUGAGGAAGAGGAGCACAGCAAGGAAAACGGAGUGAACUGUAAUGGGAACUCACCCAGUAGCAAACUUCAGAGCCCCACAAAGAUAGCAUCGUACCUCUGCAGCCCCUCUUCAGAGAAGGAGCUGGACCUUGAAGACAAGACCGCCAGCCUAGAGCACCAGGUGGACGCCGAUGACCCCGAGAGGGCGGCAGACGUGCUCCUGAAGAUCUCCGCCUCGUACAAGGAGGAGGCCGAGUCCGGGGAGGCCCUUCUGGAGGCCGUGGACGCCGUGCUGAAGACCAUGCUGUCGGCCUCGCUGCUUCAGUCCACCUGCUUCCUCUCCACCCUGCUGGUCCACAUGGGACUGCUUAAGGGUGAGGGGAAGGUGAAGAGGGUUCCGGUGGUGUCCGCCCAGCUGUCCUGUCUCACCCAUGCCGUCCAGCAGCCCUACUUCCAGCAGCACCACGCCCUGCUGCUGCACACGGUCCUCUGCAGGAACGGCAAGGCUCUGAAGUCCUGCAGCAGCGCCCUGGAGGGCCUGCAGGACGCGCUGAAGAGGAGGUGCAGCGCAGACCACUGAGACACACACACACACCACUGAGACACACACACACACACACACACCACUGAGACACACACACACACACACACACACACACACACACACACACACACACACACACACACACACACACACACACACACACACACACACACACACACACACACCGACUGAAGGACAAUUUCUUGUAACGACUAAGCUCUAAGAGUCUUCAUACUUAAGCAAAAAAGUCUGAACAAACACUUGUUCCGACUUUUUUUUUUUUUUUUUCACGAAAUCACUCUUCCUGGUUUGUUUUUGUUUUGUAAAUGUUCAUACAGCCUCUAUUUUUUUAUAUAAAGGAAGAAGAUCGGAAGGAAAUAAAAUGUAAAAGACACAGAAGCUUGUAAUGUUAACUGUGCCUUCACUGCCAGUCGUCCUCCCUUAAAGCGGUUUGUUCUGACAAUCUGAAAGCCGUCCAUGUCUAGAAUUGUCCCUAUCACACUUGUUUCUUCACAUCGUGGCUUCUCUAAUUUGUGUUUUUGUUUGAUACCGCUAACUGCGUCCAAUCAUCGUAUCAGGGGGCCACGGUAACAAAGACAGAAAGGGAAAGACUGUUCAUAUCUGUACUCGGUCACAGUCAUCAGGGCUAUGGUCGUAUAGGGGGCUGGGGGGGUUGAUCCAGUUCAGAGUGUUCUGUGUGCAUCAGACUGUGAGCAGGAAUGGACUGCAUGCAUGAGCAUUCUCAAUCUCCCAGCCCCACCACACACACACACACACACCCCUACCCCAUCUCUCAUCCCCUACCCCACUGCUCAACCCUUUAUGGACCUGAAUCUACGGUAUGCGUGCACAUGGUCCAGCCACUGUAAACAGUCUUAACACUGAAAUGCCCCCAGACACCGGCGGACAACUCAACCACAUGUGUACAUCUUUGUCAUGCGGGGAAUAACCUCACUUCACAUACAUGGGAAUAUGUAUGGAGCCAGGUGCUCCGUUAGGUGUGUUUCUAUACUCUUCGCUCUCCUUCACCACGUUACCUCUCAAUUAAUUGUAUGUCUUGUGUUUUGAGAUGUUGAGGAGAAAAUGGUCACAACAUGGAGUGUAAUGUUAAUGUUGUAACCUGACAAACAUUAAAGGCAGACUACCAUUGAUCCAUGUGGCG
Molecule: messenger RNA, 2979 nt
Organism: Gadus chalcogrammus (walleye pollock)
Lineage: Eukaryota; Metazoa; Chordata; Actinopteri; Gadiformes; Gadidae
Product: ran GTPase-activating protein 1-like
Exons: 16
Coding region: 108-1853 (581 amino acids)
Biological process (GO): nucleocytoplasmic transport; signal transduction; activation of GTPase activity
Cellular component (GO): cytosol; nucleus; perinuclear region of cytoplasm
Molecular function (GO): GTPase activator activity; small GTPase binding
Source: RefSeq, a predicted model, not a curated record